Messenger RNA from Triticum turgidum subsp. durum (durum wheat), 1152 nucleotides. The record is from the annotation of a GenBank genome assembly. NCBI's taxonomy places the organism in Eukaryota, Viridiplantae, Streptophyta, Magnoliopsida, Poales, Poaceae.
AUGUCUGGGGCCACCGCCGCGGGCGCGAUCGCCGCUCUCCUGCGUGCCCACCGCUUGCCCAUGCUGCAUUCGCCGUUCGCGUGCUCGCUCGCCGCCGCGCGCUCUCUGGGCGCGCAUCUCCCUCCCCGCGCCCCGGCGGCCGCCGCGCCGCUCUCCUCCCGCCUCUCCCUCGCGCGCCUCCGCUCCGGCGCUUCCUCGCGCUUCUUCUCCUCCUCCUCCUGCGCCCCUGGCAGCGCUGUCUCUUCCUCGGCGGCGGAGCACGAGGAGCCGCCGAAGUCGGAGCUCAUCUUCCUCGGCACGGGCACCAGCGAGGGCGUCCCGCGCGUCAGCUGCCUCACCGACCCCUCCAAGACUUGCCCCGUUUGCACCAAGGCAGCAGAGCCAGGGAACCGGAACCGGAGGCGCAACACCUCCAUUCUCCUGCGCCAUGUCACGCCGUCUCGCACCUCUAACAUUCUCAUCGACGCUGGCAAGUUUUUCUACCAUUCUGCGCUCCAGUGGUUCCCUGCUUUUGGGUUGAGGGAGAUUGAUGCUGUCAUUAUUACUCAUUCUCAUGCUGAUGCAAUUGGAGGUCUUGAUUGUCUUCGUGAUUGGACGAACAAUGUCCAGCCCUCCAUCCCAAUUUAUGUGGCACCGCGUGAUUAUGAGGUGAUGAAGAUGACACACCACUAUUUGGUCGACACAAGUACGGUUAUACCUGGUGCUGCAGUUUCAACAUUGCAAUUCAACAUUAUGAAAGAGGAACCAUUUACUGUUCAGGAUCUUGAGGUAAUUCCUUUGCCUGUAUGGCACGGUCAGGGUUACCGUUCCCUUGGUUUCCGUUUUGGUGACAUAUGCUACAUAAGUGAUGUCAGUGAUAUACCUGACGAAACCUAUAAACUUCUGGAAGACUGUCAACUUCUUAUAUUGGAUGCUCUUAGACCUGAUCGUUCUUCUUCAACACACUUUGGAUUACCUAGGGCCCUCGAGGAAGUCAGGAAAAUCAAACCAAAAAGAACACUGUUUACCGGGAUGAUGCAUUUAAUGGACCAUGAGAAAGUGAACGAUGAUCUUGCCAGGCUGAUGGAAACAGAGGGGCUUGACGUCCAGCUUAGCUAUGAUGGUCUCAGAAGAAUGAUGAUGCACAACCAUAACAAUGCAUUGGCACCUUGA